Molecule: messenger RNA, 3391 nt
Organism: Bombus pyrosoma
Lineage: Eukaryota; Metazoa; Arthropoda; Insecta; Hymenoptera; Apidae
Gene: FipoQ
Product: F-box/LRR-repeat protein fbxl-1
Exons: 8
Coding region: 753-2306 (517 amino acids)
Biological process (GO): positive regulation of protein ubiquitination; SCF-dependent proteasomal ubiquitin-dependent protein catabolic process
Cellular component (GO): SCF ubiquitin ligase complex
Molecular function (GO): protein binding
Source: RefSeq, a predicted model, not a curated record
UACAUCAACCAGGCCGUUCUGGCAGAUUUCUAAAAAGCCUAUGACCCUCUUCGAUGAGACAAAAUAUAAUAAUGGUCAAGUGUUUCACGACGUCCGCUGAAAUCAAAAGAAGUAGGAAAACCCGAAAAAGAAGAGGUGAAAUUUUGGUAAACAUAAAUUUAUCAGCAAAUAAAUUCCCGACUUUCUUGUGUCGAUUUUUAAAGAGAUGUAAAAACAAUUUUCAUCGACAUUAUGUUGCAAGUAAAUUGUACAAGCAUUGCUGGAAACUCUUUUAUUAUUAACGAACACGCGCAACGAGUUUCGAACAGUAGCUGUAGUGAGACUCGCGGAUAUUUCCUAAACUUCACCGAAAAUCUGACGUUUACGGGAAACACAAGGAAAUGUACCUUGGCUGCAGGUGACGAGUUUAAAAUUAAAGCGGAGACGGGUCUUCCAAGUCUUAUAUUUAGGACGACGCGCAGGCGCGAUCCGAUUAGAAAUCCCCGUCGAAGACUUAGAACUUCUGAUUCCUUGAAAUCUGCCGUGUGCCGCGAUUUUCACGAACCUCCUUCGUCGUUGAAUAAAUAUUUCCGUUUAUCUUUACGUAUCGGUAAUUUUCCGCGCGGUGCAAAUUUCAAUUCGCCACACGUGGAUUAAACGUUCAUCGGAUCGGAUAGAUCAACAUCCUGUCGAUCGAAGUAAGCUCUUGCGACAAUAUCUUUCCAAGGGGAAACCAAUUUUGUGCCUCGAGUACAUUUUGAGAAAAUAACAAGAUGGAUCUCGGGGGUGUCGAUGUCUGGGGUCAGAUCGCCGUGGAAACGUCUCAGAUGUUCGUUUCCGAGGGCGGCGUGGUUAAAAGUCGCUUCGCUGGGACAACGAUAGAGAAGCUACCAGACAAGGUAUUGCUAAACGUCUUCAGUUAUCUGUCUCAUCGCGAAAUAUGCAGGGUAGCACGUGUGUGCAAAAGAUGGCGGCAAAUCGCGUACGACACGCGAUUAUGGAAACACGUAUCUCUGCGACCGGAGAUCAGCGGAUUGCACGUGAAUUCUUUGGACAAUCUGCUGCACUUGAUCAGCACGCGUUUUGGAGCUUCGCUGAGGUACAUCGAAUUGCCGAUCGAAUUGAUCACCCACACGGUUCUUCACGAAUUGGCGAAUAAAUGUCCAAAUUUGACUCACAUGCUUCUCGACUUCUCCACUGCCAUGCAGCUGCACGAUUUUUCGGAGAUGCAAGCCUUCCCGACUAAACUCAAGUACAUGUGCAUCUGCCUGUCGGAGGUAAUCUUCAUGGAGGGCUUUAUGAGAAAAAUUUACAAUUUUAUCAACGGCUUGGAGAUCCUUCACCUUAUAGGAACGUACGAGAAGGUGGAGGAGGAGGAGGAGGAAAUCUACGAAGUGAUAAAUGUGCACAAAUUGAAAUCAGCGACCCCCAAUUUGCGAGUAAUUAAUUUAUAUGGGAUCAAUUUUGUAGACGAUUCACAUAUCGACGCAUUUUCUUCCAACUGCAUCCAGCUCGAAUGUUUGGCCGUGAAUUUCUGUGCCAAGGUCACUGGCUCAACCAUGAAGACUCUGUUUCAAAGGAGCAGGAGAUUAAAGUGUCUCCUCAUGCAGGGAACAAAUCUCCAGAGCGAAUACGUGAUGCAGGUAGAAUGGGAAAAGUCGAGCAUCCAGGAGUUGGACGUUACCGCUACAGAUCUGUCAACGGAAUGUCUGAUCGACAUGUUGACCAGAAUUCCAGGCCUUCGUUUCCUGAGCGCUGGUCAGCUGAACGGCUUCAACGAUAGCGUGUUAAAAGCCUGGGCUGAACUCGGCAAUCCUCGGAACCUGAUCGCUCUAGAUCUGGAUAGUUCCGAUAACCUGACCGACGAUGGUCUGCAUAAAUUCUUGUCGAGAUACGGUCAUCAACUCUGGGGGCUCGCCUUAUUCGGCAUGCCUCAUAUCACCGAUCAACUAUGGCAGAGUGUAUUACCCAUAUUGACCAAUGCCAAAAUUCUUGUAAUGGGAACACAGGAGAGGUUAGGCGUGAAUAUUCACGUGGAUCAGUUGAUGGACGGAAUUGCUAACAAUUGUCCAAAUUUGGAGCGGUUGGAACUCCGCUGGGACCCAGAGAAUCUCCGAUUCUCCGACAAAAGUCAGAAGGCUAUAGACAUACUACGUGUAAAAUGCAUUAAAUUACGGUGCUUAAGCUUGAGCGAUGGAAGAUACUAUGAAAUAGUAAAGGCCAAUUUUGAACGCGCCGACAGACUGACGGUCGUUCGUACGACAACGUGCUGCCGCGUGUCUAAUUACUACCUCUUAGCAAAUUAUAAGGAUUUGAUUUUUAAUUAACUAUUACGAUAUAAAUAUUUGUACAUACGCUGCAGGGAUUCGUACAUAAAUUCUUCCAUAAGAUACAAGCACCGAAACGAAGAAGCAUAUCAAGAAGCUAGCGAACAACGACGAUUACGAUAGAACAACGAAUCUACCUGCGAUCACUCAACUACUUACUCCUGCCCACGAAAGACAGAUACAUAUUUUUUUACACUAUUUUCAAGCGCAUAGCGUGAGUAGACGACAGGUCGAAUUACUUCGACCCUUGAAUCUCGAACCGUUUGAUAUUACCAUACCGUUACCUAUGUACUAUGUACGCUAUAUAUGUAUACUAUACAUAUACACCAGCAAAAGAAAAAGGAAAAGGAAAACAAAGAAUGGGAAAAAGACUAACUACGUAAUCAAUGAGAAUUAUUACGAAAAACCUUGACACGUACAAGUACAAGACCUCGAUCCAUUAUGUCACAGGGUAUUCAUAAUUAAUCGAAAGAUCGUCAUUGGAAAAAGUUUGUCAAGUAUAAUAUCGACGAGAGACAGAGGUACGCACCAUAGCUGUUCGUAUCGAUUAUUCGCUAAUUUAUUCAUGCAGCCGUGUAGACGACGACGACGUCGCACUGCCCACGGCCGGUCGGUCGAUUCGCUCGAUUUCAUUCUCUAGCCACAUGCCAGACCCUUCGUUUAUAUAUUGCAUUAUAGUCGACGCAGAACCGUCGUGGCCGACACGACUUUUCGCAUGAUUCCCGAAACUUUCCGUCGAUCGUCGCGUUUCUUCCUUUCGUGCUCCUUUUAUCCCGAUCUUCCCCAAUGUCUGACGUCGAGGAGGACCUACUGGUAAAGAAGCUGAAGAUCGUGCUGGUCGGUGAUUCUGGAUCCGGCAAAGUGAGUUUUCUAAUGUUCCCGGUGUUCAACCGGAAGUGUAAUCCAAGUCCCAAGCGACAGUGUACUUUUUCUAGUCUUUUGUUUUUGCGUUAAUGCGAAGGUAACAAAAUAUCGAUUUGACUUUCGAUCGUACAUUUUUGAAAGGGUAUACACAUACGAAACGUCGAUGUAUUUGAUUAAAUUGUUUCGAGUUCAGAGUGCCUGAGCUUCGAAGAACCAAGCAA